Molecule: messenger RNA, 810 nt
Organism: Ctenopharyngodon idella (grass carp)
Lineage: Eukaryota; Metazoa; Chordata; Actinopteri; Cypriniformes; Xenocyprididae
Product: endonuclease domain-containing 1 protein-like
Exons: 2
Coding region: 7-810 (267 amino acids)
Molecular function (GO): nucleic acid binding; hydrolase activity; metal ion binding
Source: RefSeq, a predicted model, not a curated record
UUCAUCAUGACGCUGCUUCUUCAUGUGCUGAUGCUGUUUCUUCUCUCCGGUGGUUCAGCCAAAGUUGUGCGGAAUUUUGAGCAUGAGUGUGGUCAAUUUUUUGCAAAUGGAAAAUCCCCAACAACAUUUACUGGACCACAGUACAGGCAGAUCUGCCAAACUCGAAAUGAUGUUGCUUAUUUUGCCACAUAUUAUGAUACAUACAACAGGAUCCCAGUGUACUCAGCCUACAAGUUUGAAGGGUUAAAGCACUGCACAAGACUUAAUGAGUGGUACAUUGAACCUCAACUUGAUGAUAAUGAGGCAGGACUAAACAUGGCAUUCCAGAAGAAUGUAAGAUAUUGUGGAGAACGUCAAGCUCUCAAUGGAGAUUAUGUGAAGUCUGGCUUCCACAAAGGUCAUCUGGCACCAGUCUAUCACGCAGAAUCACAGGACUGUGCUGACGCCACCUUCACUCUCACCAAUGCUGCUCCACAAAACUCCUCUUUUAACCAAGGUCAAUGGAGGAAGGUAGAAGAAAUGUUGGCAAAAGAUAUUGAAUUCAAAUGUCAAAUUCAACAUGUUUACAUUGUUACAGGGGUGGUACCAGGUAAAAAAUUUUUACCAGAUGAAAAAGUAAAAAGAGUGAAUGUGCCUAGUCAUUUCUGGACUGCAUUCUGCUGCUUAGACCAUAAAAACCGAUGUUCACACUCAGGGGGAGUCAUUGGAACCAAUGACAAAAACUCCUUUAUUGUGGGAAUGACUGUGGCUUUUUUAGAGAGAAGGUUGCAAAACCUUUAUAGAACAACAACAUUUAGGGUGUUUCAAUAA